UUGCAAAAAUAAAAAAUGAUUCGCUUCACACUGCACUCAUAUCAACGCAUACUCUUUUUAUUUAUCACUGUAAAAUCGCUCAAAAAGGAAGCACACCGUUUCUCUGAAAAAAAAGUUAGUAAUUCAAGAAUUGGCCACUCUGAAAUAUGCAUAGUUCAAAGGGAUCUCUUAUUUCUGUCCUAGUUAUUAAAAUAUCUAAAAUAGAGCAAAACUAUUGUGGAAAGAAAAUCCUUUUAAGACAGUUUUACGUUAUUUCAUAAUCUGUAGUUUCUGCGACGCCUACACAUUCCCAGAUGUAUGUAGGCACAGUUCUCAUUUUUUUGCCAGAAUAUUAUUUUGAAUGCUGGUUAUACUGUAUACAAAAGUCCACUGGAUAUAAAGUUAGAAACAUAAAUUCCACAGAAAAUAUGAUCUAUUUUCAAACACAUACUCUAAUCAAAUUAACAAAUCAUUUCCCCGAAAAAAAACUUUUUUUUAAUCGGAGUGAAAUUCGUGUUAAAACAGAUGCAUAUAACAAGAUAAAUUAUUCGAGAUAAUUUUCGGCUAAAUUUUACCUUACUGAUGUUCGCCCCGUUUAAGGAGCAUUUUCCCUGGAAAACGCAUUGAGUAAGAGUGUCGUAAUAUAGGGGCGUCACUAGAAGUGCAAAGGACCAAUCGCCAAACAGUCAUAGCGCCUGCUCACCAAUCGGACAGCUUCGGGCAACAAUGGCUGUGCCUUCGGCUGGUCCCGACUGUUGACAGUGUGAGUUAGUCCUCAGGAGACUUUAUAAAAUCCCUGCUGGUCACACAGGAAAAUACAGUCGCUCUUAAGCACUGGAUUCGGAGUCGUCGAGGAGCGUGAAGAAGUUUGAGAAUCGCGAAACGAGCUUUAAGAUCCAUCAUAAGUGUUAACUAAGUCAUUUGACUUCUUCUACAGUGAUCAGUGAAGUGUUAUCGAAGAUAAUAUUAUAACCAUAAUUGAGUGAUUAGAAGUUCCUCUUGGUGUCUCGUCAAAGAAGAUGCAGGGUUAUCAACGUAAUUUCGAGGAGCAGCAACGAGAUCAACGAGAAGAAGAGACUAUCGUCGUAGACCUGGUGCCACCGCAAUAUCAGCUGAGUCCGCCUCAUAGUCCAUUGCAUGGAAACAUGUCAAAAACUCCCGAAAAGGAAUCCUCGGGAUCGCAUCAGCCGCAACAACCAUUAUCCUCGAUGGACCCGAACAGCCGACGUUACAGAACAGCAUUUACUCGGGAACAGUUAUCCCGUCUUGAAAAAGAAUUCCAUCGCGAGAAUUACGUGAGCCGACCGCGGAGGUGCGAAUUGGCCGCUCAAUUGCAGCUGCCCGAAUCGACAAUUAAGGUCUGGUUUCAAAAUCGACGAAUGAAGGAUAAGAGACAAAGGAUGGCGAUGGCAUGGCCGUACGCCAUAUAUACGGAUCCUACAUUGGCUGCAACCCUGUUAGCUGCAGCAACAGCAACCCUACCGCCACCACCAUAUCACGGGACCCCCGGUUUGCCGCCUACGCACCUAGCGCCAAAUUACCCUGCAGCGGCAGCAGCCGCGUAUUAUACAGCGCGUUAUAAUCCUUAUCCAGCCAGUGCGCCAGCGACGACAUCGACUGGACUUCACAGGCCACACCCACAGAGUCCAGCAUAUCCUCACCACCAUCAUCUUCUUCAGCCUCACCCAGCCUUGCCGCCCCUGCAUCUCCCAACUCUUGGCGUUCCUACCAACACACAUUCUCCAUUCGUGAGUCCACCGACCUCUACUUCAGCCCCCACUUACCGUCCAACACUUCCAGAGCUGAGCCCCUCCCAUUCGGACACAUCAAGUGACUGUGACUGUGGUGCGGCUCAUCCCCACUCCCACAUACACCCCCUCUCAUCUUCUGGAGAAAAGACUCCGCCCCUCAAGCUUCCCACCACCAUGGCCAUUGGACUACCCGCGCAAAUUCAAACGAUCCAAAGUGCGUUUGAAAACAAAAGUUACUCAGGACCACUGAACACGUCAACGGUCUCUGCCACGACGAAAAUUGACGCACCUAAACUGUUUCAGCCUUAUAAGAGCGAUAUCUCGGAAAAGGCGUAGAUAGAAAAUGGUCAGAAAUAUGAAAAAUUACGAUGGGCAUCAUAAUCUUAGUUGGGCUCUUGAGGGUUUGAUUUGACCUUAGGUUUUUAAGAAUUGUACAAAGUAGAUGUAUAAAGAUUUUUGAUUGGGCUCUCUGUUGCGGUCAAAUGCCGAACCAACUGCCAAAAUAGUGUAUAUAAGCUUACCAAGGAAUAAGAUUAAGGUAAUUGUACAAAUAUUUUCUCCUGUAAAAAAAAAUACCUGUGUAUUGUGGAAUCGCUGUGCGACCGUUAGUUAGGGAAAGAGUUGUGUGACUGGUGUCUAUUCUCUUUAUAGAUAGUCCCUAAAACUAUGUACAGUCUUAGUAUUUAGGUACCUAUUUAUUACAAACGAUACUUGCUUUCCUAUUCUAUAUAGUAUUCUAUUAUUGUACUUUAUAUUUUUAUUCCCUCAGUACGAAGAUUAAAUUUGCGACUAAUUCAAAUUCGUGUUAUCUCCAGUUGUUAAAUGACACUUUAUUGAAGAUUAUAUACUCUUCUGAGUGUGGCAUAUUAAAAAAACGAUAGAUUGACGAAGGAGAAAAUACAAGUAAAAUAAAUAAAUAU
Molecule: messenger RNA, 2650 nt
Organism: Cephus cinctus (wheat stem sawfly)
Lineage: Eukaryota; Metazoa; Arthropoda; Insecta; Hymenoptera; Cephidae
Product: segmentation protein even-skipped
Exons: 3
Coding region: 999-2066 (355 amino acids)
Biological process (GO): regulation of transcription by RNA polymerase II
Cellular component (GO): nucleus
Molecular function (GO): RNA polymerase II cis-regulatory region sequence-specific DNA binding; DNA-binding transcription factor activity, RNA polymerase II-specific
Source: RefSeq, a predicted model, not a curated record